UCGGGUGCGCCUCGGUCCCGGGCGUGGGAAUGAUAAGGAAAGGAGAUUAAAAUAAAAAGGGCGGAAAAAAAUUUUUUUUUCUGAAGAGGACCUCGACACGAUCUUCGAGUUACUCUUUUUUUUCCCCGGCAGGUAUUAAAAAAAAUAAAGGCAAGGAAAAGAAGAGAGAGAGUGAGUGAGAGAGUGCGAAAAAAGGGGGGCGUCAAUGCUCGCUGCGACCAGGUUGUCGUCGGCGCGCCCCUCCUAAAUCCUCCCACCCAGCUUCUCGCUACCAGACAGCGCUGUAACCACUACCGGGUACAGCCAAGUGCUGGCCGAUCCAGCCACUGCGCCGAUUACUAUUAGUCCGGCUCCUCCCUCUUCUCCUCAUCUCUUCCCCACCUUUCGAAAAAUACUAUAUUUCCGCCCGAGCUCGCCGCCGCCAUUGCCGCCGCUGCUGCUGUUGCUGCUGCGUUGGAAAAUGUCCGAGUAUCGCCACAUGAGGUCGGGCAGCCUCAACAUCCCCUCGCAGACCAACACCAUGAGUCCGCUAGUCCCGUCGCACGGCCGCUUCGAUGGCCCGCGAAGUCCGCCUAACACCUCGCACGUGCCGUGCAAAUUCUUCCGACAGGGCGCCUGCCAGGCCGGCUCCGCGUGUCCCUUUAGCCACGAUCUCGGUGCGGCGUCGGAGACGGUGUGCAAGUACUUCGCCAAGGGCAAUUGCAAAUUCGGUCCCAAGUGCGCCAAUGUCCACGUCCUCGCCGACGGCCGACGCAUCAACUACGGCAAGAAUGGCAUCACCAUCGGCCAGCCCAUCCACCUCGGCGGCCGAGUCAACGCCUCCGCCUACAACUCUUCCAACAGCGCCCUGACCAAUUCCUUCAUGCGCGCUGACGCCAAUCCGCCCUACAGCAACGCCUACGGCUAUCCACUGUCCCCGAACGACACCUACCGGUCCGUUGACCGCCGCCCAAGUCUCGAGAACGUUCCGACGAUCGACACCACCUACUCCCACACCAGCUCCCAGUACGGCUCGCCUCGCGAGGAAGACCCGUCCCGCCUCGGCCUCGGCCUCUCUCCCGUCGCCGCCAAGGGUCUGUCCGUCCUCGACGCGCCUCUGCCCGCCUCCUUCGACUCGAAUGGCAUAUCGAACGCCGCCCGCUAUCCCGGUGGCCCCUGGCCCUCUUCCGUACCCUCGCAGUUCGGACUCGACUCACCCUCGCCGUCCUUGAACGCGGCGAAAGAAUCGAGGACCUCCGAGACCCUGAAGCUCCUCCACCACUCCGCAUUUGGCAGUAACGAACAUCUAUCCGCCACCGCUACCACCGGGUCCUCGCCCCCGACCCAGCCGAACGACGAGUACUACGGCAGACGCCAGAUGCAUUCGAGUCGCUAUGCCAAACCCAAGAUGCUCAGCAGCAGCGCGCCUCGUGCUAUCGUCGGCGGCAUCGAUCGGGACUGGGAAUCCGAAUUCCCCUUCCUGGAGGAGGAUUACCUACCCGAUAACCUGAAGGACCUGCUGACGCCCGCCGAGAAGGCUCGGCGCGGCUCGCGAGCGGCCGAAGAAGAGGCCAAUGGCCACCGGGGGAACGGCACAUCCCCCAGCAUCGUCGGCAUGAGCGGUACGGGCACGCCCAACGCCGAGGCUAACUCCAAAUUCGGCAGUCCCAUGGCGUCGAGCCCGAGUCGAUGGGGCCCGCUCUUCCAGCGUCAAUUCGAGGAGCACGAGGCGAAAAAGCAUGCUGCCGCCGCCAGCGCGGGGGCUUUCGGGCACGUGGGGAGUCCCCUACGCCAGUCCAGCCUCAGCGCCAACGUCGCCCGAUCCCACAACGCUAGUCGGUCUAGCAGCAUCGAAGGGCUCAGCGUCCUCACCCAGCAGCUGCAGCGCACGCGUGUCGACAGCAACGGGGGCGAGUCGCUCCAUCCCCAUUCCAACUCGCACACCUUGCGACCGACAAACGGACGUUCGGCUGAACGACACGUCAGUAGCGGCUCCAUCAGCUCGAGCGCUCGAUACACGACCCCGAUUGGGGAGGAAGACGGCGAGUUCGUCUUCAGCAUGGACGAGGACGGCGAGCGAGAUAGCACGAUCAGGGCCAGGAAGCGGACGUCCGGAGUGGGCACGGCUAUGAGCGUCUGGGGCUCGAGCUACGUCGGUGUCGUAACCGCGGCCGGGAAGAAAGACGACAGCACCGCCGCGAGGGUGGUCGAGGGCGUCGGUGGUCGGUGAGCAACGACGGCUCCGAGACAUGAGACAAGUCUUUUUUUUG
This is a messenger RNA of Durotheca rogersii, 2249 nucleotides long. RefSeq lists its product as uncharacterized. Lineage: Eukaryota; Fungi; Ascomycota; Sordariomycetes; Xylariales; Xylariaceae. The transcript has 3 exons. Gene Ontology annotation, biological process: protein polyubiquitination. Gene Ontology annotation, molecular function: metal ion binding; ubiquitin protein ligase activity. The record is from RefSeq and is a predicted model, not a curated record. The coding region runs from base 461 to 2209 and encodes 582 amino acids.